Hyla sarda is the source of this 754-nucleotide messenger RNA. Its product is annotated as cryptic protein-like. The transcript has 6 exons. The record is from RefSeq and is a predicted model, not a curated record. NCBI's taxonomy places the organism in Eukaryota, Metazoa, Chordata, Amphibia, Anura, Hylidae. The coding region runs from base 259 to 657 and encodes 132 amino acids.
AAAAAACGGAGCACGAUGGAGAGAAGCUUGAAAUAGUCUUGAAGAAUGACUACAUUGACUGCUCAUGAAUGUUUCAGUAAUCUACAAUGCUAAACAUUGCUAUUUUUCUCUCAAAUUGUCUCUUUCAAGUUUCUGGCCAGCAUCAUUGUGUCUACAGAGUUGUUUCUCAAGUUUACCCAUGGAAAAUCAUGUGAAGGUUUAUUUUGCCAUAAAGAGAAUUUGUCACAUACAAACCUUAGUUCCUAUAUAAAUCAGCUUAUGAGCAGCUCAACCUCGGAGAGUCCAGGAAAACCUGCAAACAAAGUGGCCUUCCAAGGAAUCAUUGAAAGUCGCAAACUAAACAAGAAAUGUUGUUACAAUGGAGGAACUUGCUUUCUGGGCACAUUUUGCGUCUGUCCAAAGCAGUACACCGGACGUCACUGUGAACAUGAAAAGUGGCCUCUACACUGCCAUGGAGGAAUCCUCAAUGGAGAGUGGAUUGUUCAAGGUUGUUCUUUAUGUAGAUGUUUCUCAGGAGAACUUCACUGCUUGCUCCCUGCACCAGAAUGUGAACAAGAAAAAUUUGCCAUGAGAUCCUCGGGGUCAAAGUUACACCGCUGCUGUUUAACAGUACUUGGAUUGACACUAAUGAUUUUUUUGCUGUGUGCGGGAUUUUAAAAAAUGCUUGAUGGAUACCUUUUCUGUAUUCUGCACUUUUAAAGAUUUUCCUAUUUGCAAAUGAGAUUUGGUUGCAUAGAAUUUACAUACCUCUAAU